GUUGAAGAAUACCUCUUCGACCAUGUGUUUUUAUACAUACAGUACUCAGCAGGUUGUGUAAAAACAAUGUGUUUGUUUGAUUAUAAUGUUUAUGUUGCCCUCUAGCGUCCGAAUAGUUUAACGUGGCUUCCCUCGUAUUUCAGACCACACUGAAUUGUUGUAAUGUAACAUAAAAAAAGACAACCUUAUCACUAAAAGCACGUAGACUGUUGUCAUGGUUACCAGACCAAUCCACGUGAAUAUGUAUGCUAGAUGAUGUGUCCUUCAUUGUAUUAUUUUAUUUUCAUAACUGCUCACAUCUCAUACGGGCAAUUGUAUUGUUUUGCAUUCAUAUAGUCAUCAUCAGUGAUUUGUUUUGUGUCCUGACUAGGUUUCAUUUAUUAGAAACCCCAAAGGUGUCUGUUGUUGACACCCCAGUGUUAAGUUUCCGUUCCACAUCGAAACAAAUGUUCCGAAAAGCGAGUGUGCUGCUGCUGCUAUCGUCAUGAAGGUGCUUCUGUUGCUCCUGCUUUUCCUACUUUCAUCUCUAAAAGGCGAGUGUGAGGCGAGGUCCUUGCAGGAGAUCUAUGUCAAGGCAGGUGACAUGGUGGUGCUACAGUGUCCUCAACUUGCAGGACAUCGUGAUGCGGGUGCUGAAGUGAUAUGGAUUAGCGAGAACAGCCAGGUGAUGGAUUUGAGCAACAUGUCAACUGCUCAGCAGAAACAGGCUGGCCUCAUGCAUCACGACAGGAGUCUUUUUAUUCUCACUGCUUCUGGAAGCCAUCAAGGGAACUACUCAUGCUUACAAAGGAAUACAAGCAGACAGUUCUGGUUCAGAGUGACUGUGUACACCACACUGAGCAGCGAGAUGGAGGACAGAACCCAGUACCUCAUGAUAUGUUACACCCAAGAGUCCUGCUCAUUGACCUGCCCUGAUGACAAUGUCCCUGACCCAAAUACUCCCAACAUUACCAGCUACGACAUUACAUGGCACAAGAUUGGAGAGUCAUUGCAUGAAGUUAACAGCUACUUCUCAAAUGUGGAAACCAAAGACCAUGGUGUCUAUACCUGCAUCAGGUCUUACCUGUAUGACGGCCAAAUCUACAACAUGAGCUUUACGUUGAUCUUGGAUGUCCAACCUCAUGAAACAAAUAUGGACAAACAUGCAGUGAUCACAUCCCCGCGGGCAAAUGAAACGAUUUACGUGGAUGUAGGAUUACCGGCGGUGAUCAAAUGUGAAGCCCUUAUGAAUUCAGUCCCCAGUGAAUUGUUUUGGUUGAGCGGUAAUACAUUUGUGGAAAUGAACGACUCUUUCCCAGUAUUCUACAAUUCUACAAGGGAAACUACGACAGAAGGAGAGAAAAACAUUGUAUUGCUUGUGUUCAAAAAGGUGACAGAGGAUGCUCUAUCAAAACAUUACACCUGUAAAAUGGAAUCCCUCUCUCAGCACUCAAGCUACGUCACCAUAUCCUUGGCGCAAAAAGAUCGACCUUCCCAUUUUUCUCUGGUCCUCUGUCCUGUGGUCAUCGUGGCAGUGAUGUCUAUAACUUUUAUUGUUUACGUCAAGUUCAAAAUCCAUAUCACACUUUUCCUGCGAGACACUCUCGGCUGCCAUAUGAGAAUCUCAGAUGGAAAGACCUAUGAUGUCUUUUUGAUGUGUUACAAGAGCGACACAGUGACAGGACUGAAUAUGUGUGAUAGAAAAUGGCUAGAGAAUGUUUUGGAAGAAAAGUUUCAUUAUAAACUCUGCCUCUAUGAUCGUGAUGUGCUACCAGGACAAGCUGUGGCCGAGGCUGUGUUAGAUUGCAUAGAAGAGAGUCGGUCUGUGGUUCUGAUGCCUUCCCCUGUGGAUGCAUUUUUGGAGUCAGGCUUGUUGAGUGUCGUCUAUGCGGCCCUCGUGGAACGGAAGACAAGCUUGGUUUUCAUUAAACCCGAGACCACAGAAGAGGCUCAAUCGGGUUCAGUAGAAGAGGCCUUACAGCUUCUUGAUAAGACUGGACACAGCGUCACCUGGGAGGGCUCCAGCUCCAUGUCACCUUCUUCCUCCUUCUGGAAAAACCUCCGCUAUCACCUGCCUGCAGCAUACACCAGACGUACUUUUCCAUUAGACGCUCUACCAUUUUAACUUGUGGAAACUUUAGGCACACUAUAAUGAGAUCUGGUGCAAAAAUUCAGCUUUUUACCGACACUGGUAGAGUUUGUGUGGAUGUAGAACUUUUACUGUUAAAUAACUGCAUAAACCAUAGCAAACCACAAGCAUUCCAACACUCUUUUAAGUUUAUUCAUAGAGCACCAUUCAUACAUCUUGGUAGUUCAUAGUGCUUUACAGAAAAGAAGGGUAAAAUACAUCCAUCCAUUUUCUAUACCGCUUAUCCUCACUAGGGUGAUUGAAAGUCAUAGAAGGCUAUUCCUUUGCAGCCCAUACAGUAAAUGUUCUAAUCUUAAGCCCAUCUGGGCUGCAUUGAAUUGGAAGUCUGUAUUGAAUGAUAUUAUAUUAGGUUAGUUCAGUGUGUAAAAAAAGAUUGCACCAUUGUAAAUAUGAACAAGUAAAUGCUAUUAUUGAAUGUUAUGUAUGUGCAUUUUCCUUGAGUAGGGCGGUGAUAGAUGUUCUUCUUGUGUGCAAGAACACUGAAUUUCCAUGAAGUCAUUGCAGAUGCAACAACACAGGAAACUACGAGGUCCUGCCUACUACUUACUUACUUAAAUUUAAAUCAGAAUCGAAGCUGCAACAAUCCAUGUGUUAUCAUUCAAAUCUUCAGGAUGCAAACU
Messenger RNA from Doryrhamphus excisus (bluestripe pipefish), 2748 nucleotides. RefSeq names its product interleukin-18 receptor 1-like. Gene Ontology annotation, biological process: signal transduction. The record is from RefSeq and is a predicted model, not a curated record. Gene Ontology annotation, molecular function: interleukin-1 receptor activity. Lineage: Eukaryota; Metazoa; Chordata; Actinopteri; Syngnathiformes; Syngnathidae.